Molecule: messenger RNA, 1607 nt
Organism: Paramuricea clavata
Lineage: Eukaryota; Metazoa; Cnidaria; Anthozoa; Malacalcyonacea; Plexauridae
Source: the annotation of a GenBank genome assembly
AUGGCAGAAAGAACGGACAAUCCGUCGUAUUCAAUCAUGACAAUAAACAUGAAUGGCCCGUCCGCGGGAGUAGGAACUGCAAAGGGACGUAGAGAUUUUUUGUCCCGUAUAUUCAAAUUGUAUCCUUCAGAUAUAGUCUUCUGCCAAGAAACGUGCCCGGGUUUCAAAGAACUAAUGCCAGCUCCAAAGAACUUCGAAGUCGUGAAGAAAGGAAAGGAAGCAGCUGUAAUAUGGUCAACCAAACACUUCAGUGGCUCACAAGAUGGAAUUAAGACAACGAACAAACAAAUAAGGACAAAACUUGAAGAAAUACGUAAAGAAAAUGAAGAUGCCGGUGACCUUAUAUCCAGAAUAGCAAUGGUCAAACUGACGCCGACGCCUCGUCAGGAGACGACUAAAAGUAUUCUGGCGGUUUCAUUUCAUGGGCCCCACAACAAGUUUAAAGGGCCUCAAGCGGACGAAAAAAAGAAGAAGUUUUUCAAAAGUCUUCUGAAGUUUCUUAAUAAAAUUGAAGAAACUGAGGACAACAAAGAUAUAGGUUCUUACAUCAUCGGCGGGGAUUUCAAUUUUGACACAAGUACGGACGUCCCUAAUCUGCCCGAGAAUGUGCAUAUCAUGGUGGUCGGGAAAUACGUGUCAAGCCCUCGGUCAAAAAAAAAAAAGGAACCGCGUUUAUAUCUUUCAAGGACAACUUUGUAUAUUGUCCAAAGCCAAAGUUAAAUGUGUCUUCGAUAAUAGCUAUUGAUUUGAAUAGUAUAGAUACUAAAGAAAGUGUGAUAGAAGCUAUUGAUUCGAAUAGUAAAGUUACUAAAGAUAGUGUGAUAAAAGCUAUUGAUUUGAGUAUGGUUACUAAAGAGAGUGUGAUAAAAGCUAUUGAUUUGAAUAGUAUAGUUACUAAAGAGAGUGUGAUCAAAGCUAUUAAUUCGAAUAGUAUAGAUACUAGAGAUAGUGUGAUAAAAGCUAUUGAGUUGGGUAAAGAUACUAAAAAGAAUGCGAUAAAAGCUAUUGAUUUGAAUAGUAAAGUUACUAAAAAGAGUGUGCAGAAAGUUAUUGAUUCGAAUAGUAAAGUUACUAAAGAGAGUGUGAUAAAAGCUAUUGAUUCGAAUAGUAUAGAUACUAAAAAGAGUGUGAUAAGUGCUAUUGAUUUGUAUAUAGAUACUAAAAAGAGUGUGAUAAAAGCUAUUGAUUCGAAUAGUAAAGAUACUAAAGAUAGUGUGAUAAAAGCUAUUGAGUUGGGUAAAGUUACUAAAGAGAGUGUGAUGGAAGUUAUUGAUUCGAAUAGUAAAGUUACUAAAGAGAGUGUGAUGGAAGCUAUUGAUUCGAAUAGUAUGGUUAUUAAAGAUAGAGUGAUAAAAGCUAUUAAUUUGAGUAUAGAUACUAAAAAGAGUGUGAUAAAAGCUAUCGAUUUGAAUAGUAUAGUUACUAAAGAUAGUGUGAUCAAAGCUAUAGAUUUGAAUAGCAUAUAUACACUAGAUACUGAAAAGAGUAAACUGCUGGAUCAUGAUCCUAUCGUUGGGAAGUUGCAUUUUACUCCUCAAACUGAAGAGGGCUCGCAAUCUGAGGGGAACUCGCCACCUGAAGAGGGCGCGCGCCAUCUGAAUUAUUAA